Molecule: messenger RNA, 752 nt
Organism: Guyanagaster necrorhizus
Lineage: Eukaryota; Fungi; Basidiomycota; Agaricomycetes; Agaricales; Physalacriaceae
Exons: 1
Coding region: 96-563 (155 amino acids)
Source: RefSeq, a predicted model, not a curated record
CAGUCCGGACUUUAUGGAGUCGUCACGACUCGCCAGAGAUAGCCAUCAAUUACAACCCCGGCAGUGACCAGUAGCUGGAGGGAACUGUGCGUGUGAUGAGGAGCAGGCAACUUGAGAAACAGUAUAUGAAUAGUGGGCAAACUGAAUAUAAACCACCUAACGGUGACUUAUUGAUACCAUGGCAACAAAUCAACAUGACAUCUGCAGUUGCUCUAUUUCUAAGCGGCAAAGGUUAUCAUGGGUGGUGCACAUUUGUUGUUGACUAUCCCACGGACGUACGUCGAGUCCUAGCGCUUGCUUUCUGGCUGUUUCUUCCCCAGACACCGGAAGUACCAUUCGAACGCAAACCAUGUUGCGAGCUUCGCAAACAUACUCUACCUAACAGUGACCAUCACUUGCGCGAAGAGAAUGUUGUUCAACUACAUACGCCGAUGGUACAGGUCUGCCAAGAACCGGGGGUAGUUCCUCCUUCGUUCGUACGGCGUUAUUCCCUUGCGUUGUAUCCAUUCUACUGCGCUGAAGUGGUUAUACAAGAAGCGUUCCGUGUUGUUUAUCGGCGAUAGCGAGCCUUCACCUGAUAUGAGCCGGGUGCCUCGGAUAACCUCUACGGUAUUUCCACGAUGGAUGAUGUAUCAUGUAAGAAGCUGAAGUGCCGUCAGUUGAAACCCACAUAUCCCAAAACGAUAUUGGAUUGCCGGGAUGAUGAGUGUCGGAUGAAAAAGUUGCCCUUGGGCCGGCCCGCUCAUCCAGGG